AUGGACACCAGGACCCCCAAGGCUGCCAGCAGCAAGACUUCGUCGCUGAGGACUGCGCGACACAGUUACGUCCAGCCUUCACCAGAUGCACUUGCUGUCGAAGGCUCAGCAUCAGCAUGGCAUGGGCCGCUGAUCAGCCGCGAUGGACCUUCCAAGGACAAGAGAUAUCCUACAGAGUAUGGCUCCCGAUCAGAGCACGCAUCACAGUUCGCAUCCCCAUCGCCACCUGCGCAAACAGCACCGUCACGCUGCCUGGAUUUCCCUGAAGAGCUUGCACAGAUGAUCAUCACGAUGCAAGCUGGCCAGUACAAUGAACAGCUGGCAGAGGCAUAUCGCGAGGCUUCUGAUAUUCCGCCCGUCACCAAGCAGUCACUCAGCGAGCUCGACAUUCACCACAUCAUCACCAACAGUAGGUUGAGGCAUGACAUCAAUUUCGAUCGCAACCUAAGUUUCAGGCCUAACCUUGACGGCCCGAAAGGCCAUCAAAAGCGGCAAGCGACUGGUCAAUACUGGAAGGCCUUAGAAGCUGAACUGGAACUCUAUGUGCGGCUGUUUCAGGGCACGCCACCUCCACGAUUCCAGGACAGCAGUCGAUGGGCAGGAUUAAUCCAGAAUGCCCAACGGCGCAUCCCCGUCAUGUUCCGCACGAUUCAGGAGGUGUUGAAGAGCUUGGUACCAGACAGGGAUCAUGCGAGAGUGGACGAGCACUUGGAUGUCCCAAUGUUGAUGCAAGAGAUCGAGCGCGGUGUAUGCGACCUCGUGAGAUUAGCAGAGUGGAUGGCUCAACUACUGAAAGAGCACUGUGCGCCCAUGCGGGAUAGUCAGGUUGAUGGUAUGGUCAACACCAUUCGGUCCGGUGUCACGGAGCGAAGCUCCGCACAAAUCGUAGAGGGGCUGCGUGACUUGUUCGGAAUAUUAGAAACUAUGAAACUCGACGUCGCCAAUCACCAAAUCCGGAACCUGAAAACCCUUCUGGUCGAGGAUACUGUCAAUUUCGAGAAGCACCACCACUUGGACCGACUUGUCAGCCAUCGGUCGCGUGUGAACAUUCACGCUGCUCAGGCAUGGUACCUUCGUGCGGCAUGGGAAUUCGCAGAGACCCAUCCGACUCAACCGAGAAACAUCCAACAAGCUCAGCUCGAAAUCUUCGUCCGCGCUGUGGUCGCACAGUUCUUCAACAGGAGCACACAUUCCGAAUUCCCAGAGACGUUCUAUCUCGACCAAGAUCGCCUACGAUCACUCAAAGCCGAAAUUGAAGAUUUGGUCUGCAUGGAGGUUUGCAUGGAUGCAUUCGCCGCUUUUCUCAAGCAGUUCAGCUACGAUAGCUACAUAUCACCACAGAUCCGGUUACAGCUCCACAGCUCUCUGCUAGCUAUCAUGGGCAGUUCCAUGGGCUACGGGUCCCACCAGUGGGUCAUGAACUGCGAAGCCCUAUCUUUGGAGAUUCUGCGACAAGCAUCUAUUGUUGCCGGCCAACCCCAGACUUUCUCUCACGACGCUCUAUCGCAUGCAAACGAGCACCUUCUCCAUAUGUUCUACGACUCUUUCAACACGCACAACUCACGCAUGGAAGCUACUCUGCUUAACCGGGUCAUCACAUGCACCGAGCGAAACACAAAAACAAUGGCCAUUGAUCUCUUUAACAACCUUGUUCCUAUCACUAGCUCCUCACCGCAACCGAAGCCUACACCUUUUUCACACCUCACGUCAUCCGCCGUCCAUACGCUGAACCCCGAAACGGCUCGGUGGCAAGACAUUGCCAAUCGCGUCACACACAUCAUUAUCCUCCAUUGGCGGGUUUGGGAUCGCAUCGCAUACGUUCAAGAAGAUGGCUCCGAGCGAUCAACAUCUCCGGCAGGCCACGAGUCUACCUCAUCAUCGCAACACCCUGUCCAAUCGUCGCAAAACUCGAUGCAAGCAUCCGAGCAUGAGUCGCAGCUAGUAACGGCCAUGAAGACAGGCGACUCAAUAGAGUCCGGACAAGAAGCACUUGUCCCACACCACACAUCCUCGCAAUGA
Parastagonospora nodorum SN15 is the source of this 2019-nucleotide messenger RNA. RefSeq lists its product as hypothetical. NCBI's taxonomy places the organism in Eukaryota, Fungi, Ascomycota, Dothideomycetes, Pleosporales, Phaeosphaeriaceae. The transcript has 2 exons. The coding region runs from base 1 to 2019 and encodes 672 amino acids. The record is from RefSeq and is a predicted model, not a curated record.